Molecule: messenger RNA, 4095 nt
Organism: Scleropages formosus (Asian bonytongue)
Lineage: Eukaryota; Metazoa; Chordata; Actinopteri; Osteoglossiformes; Osteoglossidae
Product: protein bicaudal D homolog 2-like
Exons: 10
Coding region: 118-2670 (850 amino acids)
Biological process (GO): protein localization to organelle; regulation of microtubule cytoskeleton organization; microtubule anchoring at microtubule organizing center
Cellular component (GO): Golgi apparatus; cytosol
Molecular function (GO): cytoskeletal adaptor activity; dynactin binding; dynein complex binding
Source: RefSeq, a predicted model, not a curated record
UGGCGCGCGAGGAUUUUCAAACCUGCUUGGGAGGGUAUCGCACGUCCUUGUCCGUGAAGAAAUGACCCGGGUGAGGUGAUUAAACUGAAGGAGCAGAAGAGGACCAUUAGGGUCAUCAUGCUGGAAGAUGGAGAGGCAGGAGACCCGUGCGCUUCACUCCGAGCUGAGGUGGAACGACUGAAGUUGGAGCUCCAGGAGGUCAACGAGGAGAAGCUGCAGGCAGCCCGCUAUGGCUUGGCGGUGCUGGAGGAGAGCACAGCAUUGAAGAGCAAGCACAGGCAGCUGGAAGAGGAGCACGAGACUCUCAGACAGGAAGUGAAGCAGCUGAGAGAGGCAUUGGCAGAAUCAGUGAGCAGCCAGAAAAGAGUGGCAGCAGAUGGAGAGAGUCGGGAAGAAACUCUACUUCGGGAGACGGCCACCAAGGAAGCAGCAAUGGCCGCUCGCCUGGAAGAGGUGCAGGGAGAGUUGCGACAGGCACGGAUUGCUCUGGACAACACCCAGGCUGAGAGCGAGAGGCUUGGAGCGCUGUAUGUCCAGCUAAAGACGGAGUUUGAGUGUAUAGAAGCUGAGAAGAAUCGUCUGCGGGAUGAGAUGAAGGAGUAUAAGGCACGGGAGCUGCAACAGCUGCAGGACAACAGUGAGCUGGAGGAAGAGAACAUCUCGCUGCAAAAGCAAAUCUCUGUGCUGAAGGAGAAUCAGGUGGAAUUUGAGGCAGUGAAGCUGGAGUUAACCCACAAGGAGGAGGAGCAAGAGCUGCUGAGGGGCCAGCUAGAGGAGGCUGGACGCUUACGAGAAAUUGCAGAACGUCAGCUAGAAGAGGCCCUUGAGGGCCUGAAGGAAGAGCGGGAGCAGAAGAACAGCCUGAGGAGGGAGCUGUCUGCCCUUGCCAUUAAUCCAUUUGACUCUGUAAGCAACCUGGAGCUUCAUCUGGAGCAGUUGGAGGAGAGUCAGAAUGGAGGUGGAGGAGAGGACCAGGACAGUGGUUACAAUAAUGGGUUCCCUUUGCUAGCCACCAAGGCCAUCGGGCACCAUCGUUAUUCAACACCUAGAAACAGUGACGUGUUCCUGCGUGCCCCUGCCCCAGGCUUGGUGUCCGACCUGCUGAGUGAACUGCAUCUUUCCGACAGUCAGAAACUCAAACAGCAGUUGGCCCAGGCAGAAAAGGAAAAGGCUUUUCUUUCUAGUACAGUACAGAAUCUGCAGGAAGAGAGAGACGCAUGCAGAGCAGCCUUGAACGAGGAGAAGAGCAAGAUGGUGACCCUUACCAAACAACUGGAUGACCUGCAGAGCUGUCGAGACAUCUUGUUGAAGAAGUGUGAGAACCGGGAGAGCAUCAGACCCCAAGAAGGGACUGAGUCUGGCAUCAAUGGAGAGGGGAGGCUCACUGACCUUGGUGAUGGUGCAGACCUCCUGGAACGUGGCAUGCUUGCAACCAGCAAGGAGCUGGCACAACUGAGAGAGGACUUGAAGGAGGCAAAGAAUCGGUACGAAACCCUGGAGGGCAAGUACCACCAAGAGAAGGAGCGAUGGAAGAGUGAGGCUCAGGAACUGGCAGAGAAGAUCCGGCAGUGCAUAAAAUCUAGCCGACAAGACCAAGAGCGCAUUCUGGAGCUGGAGAAGGAGAUCAGAGCCACCAUGAAAGCGGCCUCUGAUUCAGAAAGCCACCUCACCAAUGCCCAGGAAGAGCUUCUGACCUUCUCAGAGGAACUGGCCAGCCUCUACCACCACAUAUGUGUAAGCAGCAACCUCACGCCUGUUCGCGUAACCCUGGAUUACUAUCGCAGGGGAGGACGUGUCCAACAUGCUCCACACCAAAGACCUCUGCACAAGCGGUGCUCUUCAGACCUCUUGGGAAAGAUGCUGCACACAGCUGAUAUGGAUACCAGGAGCUCUGGAGGGAACAGUGGGGAUUCCUCACCUAGUAGCCCUGGAGCCAGCAGCUGCCCUGGAUCCCCCACCCUCGACUUCCGGGACCCCAUCAAUGUGCGAAGCUUAGUGGCUGUCAUCCGCAGUCAGAUGAAGCACUUACAGGUGGCAGUUGACCUGUGUCGGCAGAGAGUCACUCUUUCCUCCCAAUCCUCUCGGAACAUGCCUGACACAGAGCGGGACACAGAGGCUCUUCUUGAGGAGGUGCUGAAGCUUAGGUCCUUGCUGAGCACCAAGAGGGAGCAGAUUGCCACACUCAGGACUGUCCUCAAAGGCAACAAACAAGCAGCAGAGGUGGCCCUAACAUCACUUAAGACAAAAUAUGAGAGUGAGAGGAGUGCAGUAUCUGAAGCUGUGGUGAAGCUGAGAAAUGAACUCAAGGCCCUCAAGGAAGAUGCUGCCACUUUCUCUGCCCUCAGGACCAUGUUUGCCAGCAGGUGUGACCAGUAUGUUACGCAGCUUGAUGAGAUGCAGAGGCAGCUGGCUGCAGCAGAAGACGAGAAGAAGACGCUUAAUUCUCUGCUACGCAUGGCCAUCCAGCAGAAGCUUGCCCUAACGCAACGCCUGGAGGAUCUGGAAGCACCCCUUGGCUCCUUGAGUAACACCAGCAGCCCUCGACGCUCCAGGACCAAGCGUAUGGACGCCAAGUCUCGCAUCCCCAGGAGCCCACAUGGGAGUCCUGUGAGACCCUUGCGGUCCAGUCCUUGCUCUAGCUCCAUCAGAAAUGGCAACAUCCAGCAGUGAAGAUGACUGCUUGAGGGGGAAAGAAGUAAAAGGAACAGUAGAUGGACAUUCCAACAGUUAGUGCUUAGCUGACCUUCAGCAUUGUAUCAUUCACGCUAUUAAUUAGGUUUUGCUUGCUUAGGAAGACCAUUUAUAAAAAAAGAAAUUCUACAAAAGACGUCUGUCUGGAUCUACCUGGAUCUUGUGAUGUACCUUAGAAUUAAUAAUUUCACUUUGCUAUAUUGUUUCACAUUUUUGUUGCAUUACAGUGGGAAAGUGUAAUGUGCUUAAUCAGCUAGUGUUAUUUUAACAAAAAAAAUUAUUCUAGCUGAAGAAGCUCUUCUGUUUGUCUGUGUGCUGAUGACACUUAAUUCAGACCCAUCUUUGUUUCACCUAAGAUACUGAAAUUGAAUUCAGCCUGUGUUGUAUGAAAGCAGCAAAUUUUGCCUUUAUAGUCAAAUGUAAAAAGUAAAUUACUCAAAUAUCAAUGUACACUUGAACUUUUAUGCUUUUUAAAAUGUACUUUUUGAGAUUCUUGAAGUGUUACGGUAAGCUAAAACUGACAGUUAUCUUGAGUGAACCUGGCUAUUGAGGCACAGAAACAAGACCAUGGUUUUGAGAAUGCUGGAAAAUUUUGUUUAAACCAAAUGUGUCUGUUAUUACCAAUUUGGGUGCACAGCUCUGCCAAGGAUUUUUUUUUUUUUUUUUUUUUCCCCCACCAAGUUAAUGCAUAUGAUGCUACAUUUAAGGAAAAUUUAAUUGCAUUCUUGCAGAAAUCCUUUAUGGCUGAGCUCUCGACAAGUACUGUUUUAACAAAAUAUUUAUCACCAUUAUGUAAAAUGUGCCUUAAUUUUUGCCUUUUUGAGUGCCAUCUUAAUCAACAGAUUUUCUGUAUGUCUGUGUGUAAAGUCUUUUACCAUUUUUUUAGACUUUAGAUAUUACUCACUGCUAAUGAAUGCAUUAAAAUGGCCACAAUCUCAGAAGAAGGCAUUUACAGAUUACAGUUGGAAAAAUGCUUCUGUAGCCAUAUACUAACUUUCUGAAAAAUUUAAUAAUGUGCCUUAGUGUGAUUGCUUGACUACCUUGUCUCCCCCUCUAUGUAUUUUAAUGUACGUGGAAGUAAAUGUGGUAUUUUCAUGUCUUUGAGCACACCCAUGCACAGUCUGGUAAAAAAAACUAGCUGUCUCUUCAGGUGUUUUCUAUGUUUUGCAGUUUGAAAGUGUUUGUAAAUAGGUUGUGUGCUGUUAUUUACAGUAAUAUGUGACAUCUGGGCAAGGGAUUACACUGUACAAAUUUAAACCUGGGUAAACUUUUUUGUGAUCCUUUUCUGUCUCUUAAAAUAAAUACGUAUUCUAAAAAACAUCCUUACUCAGUCCUGUUCUUAAGUGCCUGUCCACGGAGUACUGUACCUAAUUCGUAAAAUGAAAGAGCGGUAAUGUUUGCCAC